This is a messenger RNA of Lycium ferocissimum, 948 nucleotides long. RefSeq lists its product as uncharacterized. The transcript has 2 exons. The record is from RefSeq and is a predicted model, not a curated record. Gene Ontology annotation, molecular function: protein kinase binding; double-stranded RNA binding; protein kinase inhibitor activity. Gene Ontology annotation, cellular component: nucleolus. NCBI's taxonomy places the organism in Eukaryota, Viridiplantae, Streptophyta, Magnoliopsida, Solanales, Solanaceae. Gene Ontology annotation, biological process: negative regulation of protein kinase activity. The coding region runs from base 241 to 747 and encodes 168 amino acids.
UAGGUCAAAAGUGUACUAUAUCUAAACUUAGAGAUCGCAAAGUCGCAUUCAAGAGAAUUUUAGGGGUAAAUAGCCCUAAAAGAUUCAUCUGUCUUCCUUGUCCAGGCAAUCAUACUCGGCGUCGAAGCCCAAGUACCCCAGGAAAGAAUUCUCUCAGUUCACAACAGUUAACAUCCUCAAUAUAUAUAUAUACCCCAAAUACAAGAGUAAAAGUACAUAACUCUUUUCGGGGCCCCGAAGAUGUCAUCGUCGGGUCGAGAUUUACAGGUGGUUCCUGCGACGGGGAGGCAGGUGGCUGCCCUACCUCCUCGACCUCCAGCUCCUCCUUCUUCCACCGCACUUGUGGAAUACACGCCACCUGCGGCAAAUCCUGAAGAUGAGGAUCUGGAGAUAAAGCUACGUCGUAUACUUGAAUGUGUGCCUGUUAGGGUUAGCAAUACUUCUGGUAGUUCUGCCGGUUCUGGCUCUGGCGACUUUCAUCAGUAUCGGCAGAUGAGACGGAGAGAACAAGACCGGCUUGCAAGGAUGGAUGUUGACUACCAGAGAAGGAAAGAGAUUGCUGAAUUCAACUUGAGAAGAGAAGAAAAAUUAAAAGCUACAGAAGAGAGGACAGCCAAAAAACGUGCAAGGCGGCAGAAGAAAAAGCAGAGGAAGAAGGAGAAGAAGAGUAGUUCUGGUGCAGGCGGAGAAGAAAACCAUAGGGAAGAGUUGUCUGGUGAUGAUGAAGCUGACUCCGACAACAACUAAGAAGGGAGAGAUGAUUUGACUUCAAAUUUAGCUUUGCCAAGACGCUUGGAUCAGGAGCUUGCAUGCGCUAUAUAGUUCGAAAACUUGAGAUGAUGUAACAUAAGUAACACUGUGAACAACUUUUCAAAAUAUUCCUCCUGUUCUUUUUCUCUGUUUUUUUAGUUGAAAAAGAUUGGCCUCUAGAAUACGUGGGGCUUGGAA